AUAGGUUGGGAACAACCAAGCUAGGUUGGGAAGGGUGGCCAACUUGGAUGGAUUGGUUGGGAAGGGACAAAGGUCAAAUUUGGGGUUCCUAUAGGGAGGGAAUCUUUGUGCUUAUGGGGUUUCCUUGGUUGGGGACUCUCUUGGGACCUUCCCUCUCGUCCCUCUCUUCUAUCCCAACCUUUCUCUUGCUCCUCUAAUUCCUUGAGAAGAUGAAUGAGAGAGGAGGAGAUGCUAAUGGAAGAGGAGCUGUACCUGAGAAGACAAGUGAGCCGCCACCAUCAAAGGUUGAAGCUUUGGAUGGCUCCAACUAUGAGGAAUGGAGCGGGCGCAUGAGGAGUGCCUUCAAACGCUACAAGCUACUGAAGAUUGCUGUUGGGGAGGAGAAGAUGCCGGAAGAAGGCGAAGAACGCGAACGGUGGAUUGAGAAAAGCACGGUGCUUUUCGACCUCAUCCUUCAAUCGGUCAACAAGGAGAUGUUCGAGCACAUCAAGGAUCUUGUGGAAGCGGAUGAUUCGGGUCCAAGGGCGUGGAAACUACUACGCGAUGUGAUUCAGCCCAACACUCUUCCGAUGGUGAUCGUGCUCGAGAAGGAACUUGCUGCAAUCUCCAUGCGACCAGGGGAUGAUGUGAAACCGGUCCUUGACAAGAUCAAGGACACCUAUGCAAGGAUGGCAGCAGCGGGCAGCAGCGUUUCUCAGCUGCAGCAGUGCACCAAGAUCAUCUCGGUGUUGGAUAACUCGUGGGACAACCUCAUCCCCACCCUCAACUCUCAGCAAGAUCAAUGGACACCUGAGUGGCUAAGGCAGCAGAUUCUGCAGGAGGACUUCCGCAGACGCCAUGUGGGAGGCGGUGCUGCCACUAAGACUGCUGAGGGGUAUGGAGCUGCAGGGCGCGGCAGAGGAAGAGGGGGUUGGAGAGGCCGAGGCCGUGGGAGGAGCUUUGGCAGAGGUAGAGGCCGAGGUGACUAUAAUGAGGGGCAUGGGAGCUCUGGUGGCAGGGGGAGUACCAGAAUGGAGGGCACCUGCUGGUACUGCAAGAAGGUCGGGCAUCCUUGGUUCAAGUGCUUCAGCAGGCCGGAGGGAUGGGCACCUCCAGGCAUGAAGCCGCCCAGUGGUGAACGCGCACAAGGUGGCGCUGUGCAAGGCUCAGAUUUGCUUGAUGAGGUAAAACCCCCUGGGAAGAUUAAGUAUGUGGCAGCAGCGUCAGGUGCUUUGCUCCCCGUGAUUGGUGUUGGGAAUGCCAAGGUUAAGGGAGCCAAUGGGGAACUUGUGGGGCUUGGGAAUGUUCUGCUGGUUGAAGGUCUGUCUGCUAACCUUCUCUCUGUGCGGCGACUGCAGAAGAGCAAGGCCGAAGUGACCUUUGGACCAACCAGCUGCCGUGCUAAGCUUGGGAAGAAGGCUUCAUCAAGGAGUGGUGAGGCCGAUUGGGAGACAUGGCAUGAGAGGCUGUGUCAUGUAAACUUCCCUAUGCUGCAGAAGUUGGUGAAGGAUGGGAGCCUGAAAGGCUUGGAGGUGAAAGGGGGAGUGAAGGAGAUUGGGAGCUGCCCUACAUGCUUGGAGACCAAGUUCUCCAACGCAGAGCAGAUGCUGGAGAUGCAGUUCAAGUGCUCCAAGAUGGGUGAGGUGAAGUACUACUUGGGGAUGCAUGUGGAGAGGGAUGUGGAGAAGGGUGUGCUGAGGUUGCACCAGAGGAAGUACUGUGAGGGGCUGGCUGAGAAGUAUGGGUUGCAAGAUGGGGGAAAGCCAGCAACACCACUACCUUCGGGGUUUACUGUGGAGCCAUUGAAAGCGGAUGGCACCAGCAUUGGGGGUUAUGUGUGCUUGCUAGGAGGUGGUGCUGUGAGCUGGCGCAGCAAGAAGCAAAAUGAGGUGGGAUUGUCCUCAUGUGAGACUGAGUACAUGGCCUUACACCAUGGGGUCAAGGAAGUGGUGUGGCUGAGGCGUUUGUUGGAGGAGUUGGGAGUUGGUCAGAAGGAGCCGACGGUGAUCUUCUGUGACAAUGAGUCUGCUGUGAAGCUCGCCAAGAAUGCUUGUCUGCAUGGGCUUACAAAACACAUAAGGCCUAAGUGGCACUGGGUGAGGAGACUCCUUGAUAAGGAGGUGCGGCUGGAGAUAGUGAAGACCCAUCAGCAGGCAGCAGAUAUUUUCACUAAGCGUCUGGCGGAGGCGGAUCAUUGGAAGGGCAUGAAGCUUGCUGGGAUGAGUGUGCAUUGAGUAUGCAUGCUUGAGAUGUGGUAUGGUGGAUGAUGGUUGGCAGCCAGAGGGGGAGAUUGUUGUGUGAUGUCAUCAUAUGCUAUCACAUUCUGUCUGCCUCCCAUCCCAUGUUUUCAACUUGCAUGUGUGGUUUGAAUGUGCAAGCAUUUGUGUGUGGUGUGUUCUGGAGUUUGGGAAUGUGUUCUGUGUUAUUUUUGUUUGAGCAGGUAUUUGUGAUAAUAGAUCUUGAGAAGAUCUUUCCGACGCAACGAGAAUCCCUUCAAUCGGAGCAAGAACGCGAAAGCUAUGAAGAUUCAAAGAUCAUGAGCUUGCGUUACAAUUGCGGCGGUUACAAAGUGAAGUUGUGGGGUGACUUUAUAUGGAGUUGGGACCUUUGGGUUUGGGGAAACUUGUCACUCUACUGUAACAGCUGCAAAUAGGUUGGGAACAACCAAGCUAGGUUGGCAAGGGUGGCCAACUUGGAUGGAUUGGUUGGGAAGGGACAAAGGUCAAAUUUGGGGUUCCUAUAUGGAGGGAAUCUUUGUGCUUAUGGGGUUUCCUUGGUUGGGGACUCUCUUGGGACCUUCCCUCUCGUCCCUCUCUUCUAUCCCAACCUUUCUCUUGCUCCUCUAAUUCCUUGUGAGA
Closterium sp. NIES-67 is the source of this 2837-nucleotide messenger RNA. NCBI's taxonomy places the organism in Eukaryota, Viridiplantae, Streptophyta, Zygnematophyceae, Desmidiales, Closteriaceae. The record is from the annotation of a GenBank genome assembly.